Purpureocillium takamizusanense is the source of this 714-nucleotide messenger RNA. RefSeq names its product RAS2 protein. The transcript is spliced from 2 exons. The coding region runs from base 1 to 714 and encodes 237 amino acids. The record is from RefSeq and is a predicted model, not a curated record. Gene Ontology annotation, molecular function: GTPase activity; GDP binding; GTP binding. Gene Ontology annotation, cellular component: plasma membrane. Lineage: Eukaryota; Fungi; Ascomycota; Sordariomycetes; Hypocreales; Ophiocordycipitaceae. Gene Ontology annotation, biological process: signal transduction.
AUGGCAGGCCGCAUGGUGUUGUACAAGUUGGUGGUGUUGGGAGACGGCGGCGUGGGAAAGACAGCCCUGACCAUCCAACUGUGUCUGCAACACUUUGUUGAGACUUACGAUCCGACCAUUGAAGACUCGUACCGCAAGCAGGUCGUCAUCGACGGCCAGCCGUGCAUGCUCGAGGUGCUCGACACGGCGGGUCAAGAGGAAUACACCGCCCUGAGAGAUCAAUGGAUCCGCGAUGGUGAGGGCUUCGUGCUGGUCUACAGCAUCUCUUCCCGCUCCUCCUUCACCCGCAUCAAACGGUUUCACCACCAAAUCCAGCGCGUCAAGGAAUCAUGCGCGUCGUCGCCGUCAUAUCCCGGCUCCCCUAUAUCUGCGGCGAGCCCCCAGCUGCCCGUGCCAAUAAUGCUUGUCGGCAACAAGAGCGACAGGGUAACGGAACGCGAGGUAUCAACACAAGAGGGCCACGCCCUCGCGCGCGAGCUGGGCUGCGAGUUUGUCGAAGCCUCAGCAAAGAAUUGCAUCAACGUCGAGAAGGCCUUCUACGAUGUCGUCCGGAUCCUGCGGCGCCAGCGCCAGCAGGCAUCGCGCCCCCCCGCAGGCUCGAGCGGUCGCUCGCGCACGGGCAAUGGCGACAUUGGCGGGCGGGAGCGCGAAGCUCCCCGGUAUAGACGCGGCAAAGAUGGCGAAAAGAGCAAGUCAAAGUGCGUCGUGUUAUAA